This is a messenger RNA of Lingula anatina, 1753 nucleotides long. RefSeq lists its product as uncharacterized. The record is from RefSeq and is a predicted model, not a curated record. NCBI's taxonomy places the organism in Eukaryota, Metazoa, Brachiopoda, Lingulata, Lingulida, Lingulidae.
CUUGAAUAAGUCGCAGAGGAAGAUAAAAGAGGUGAGACGCUCCAUUAGACUAUCACACUGCUUCCUGGCCGUGGACGGGUUCACAGCUGAAAGAUCACAAUGAAGAUUGUACUUGUGUGUCUAGCGCUGGUCUGCGCUACCUACGCUCAGCAUUUAUCGAGGGAGGAAGCAAGGAACCGAUGCAUUGUUGAACAAACCGGGCGUGUCACAAGGUGUCGCCUACGUCGCCGACAUUGACUGCGCCUUUUACUGGCAGUGUGACUUCGCCUACACCCUACUGAAAAAUGUCACCCUAAAGCAAUGCGCCAUCGGAUCGUUGUGGGCCUCCAUGGCAUUUCCAGCACCCCCACCGGCGGGCGAAGAAGCCGUUGUUUGUGUCAGCUGCGAGCUACAGCCCGAUCAGCUAUGUCGUGUUAAGUACCUCCCCCUCGGGAAGACUGAACAGUGCCCCGUGUAUACAACGCCUCCACCAACUACAACGGAAGCACCACCACCUCUUGGAUCAAAGAAGUGUACUCUCAUGCCUCAGAAAUUGGCAUACCAAGAAAUUAUAGGAGAAGAAACCAAAGUAUGGUACCUGAACGCGAAUGAAACGCUUGACUGUGGACAUCUUAUCUUUAAUUUUAACAUUUGUCGUUGUGACGGAAAGCCUGAGUUUCCAGGUCGGUGGAAUUUUGAUGUGAACUUGAACUCGGACAACAACAGACUUUACGCCGCCAAUGAACCAGUGGGCACAGUAGGAUUGUCGGUAAUAGAGCCAGGAUGCGCCGAGUUUAACGGAUCAGGCGGACUUCAAAUCCCAUACUUUAAGAACAUGCGUCCUCGGGACAGCUGGCUAACUGCAGUUGUCUUCAACAGAGAGGGGUCCCAGGAUGCUGUUCUUCUUUACGGGUGCAUUACCAUCUCCAUAAGCGGUGAUGUAAUCUCAGCGUCUGUUGUAAUCAGGAACCCCCUAGCCCAGGAAGUUCCCUUGACAGUCACAAACGAUGCACCAGGGGCCGGGUAUGUACUGGUGAUCUUGAGAUGGAAUGGCAAGGUCUUAACCCUCACCGUAUACGCCGGAGACGCCGCAUACGAGAGUUUUGUUAUAGCACCAAUUGUUCCAGACCACGAUUUCAAAUGGUCUAUUGUUUGUUUACCACAAGAACCUCUCUUCGUCGGUUAUGUGCCGCCCACGUACAACGUACCAGGUCUCCCAGGAAGCUUUUCUGGCAAUAUUUGUUUGCUCUACUUUACCGACAAAGUGUAUGAAAACGCCGAGCCUGCAAGAGUAGAUGUCAUGGCCGAUUACUCCGGACCAGCAAUCGGAUAUUAGGUGACGAUCGAUAAAGACGACAGAUCCCCACCAAAGCAAGAAACGGAUAUAUAUAUAUAUAUAUAUAUAUAUAUAUAUAUAUAUAUAUAUAUAUAUAAAGGACUCAUUAGUUCCAAUGAUGAUUUUUUGAUAUUCGGAUGUAGAACUGGAUUCCGUAAAAAAAGAAGCUUGUUUGAUACGUUUCUUCUAGCUGGAGAGAUUUGUUUUGCGAUGAUGCUGAUGUGAUCACAUUUGAACGCCAUGUUCUCGUAGUCCAAUAGACAUAACAUCCUGCGAUGUAAAGCAAUUUAGAAUAAACUUAGGACGCAUUUCAAAAUAUAGUUUGUACGCUUUAUGAUUUCCUUUUGUGCAGUCUGUGUUUUUGAGGGAGAGAAUGAGGGAGAGGGAAGAGACAGAAAGAGAGAUAAACUGUAGAAGUUGAGAGAUAAUUGUAAGUAA